AACGCGGCUUCCGCUCGUACCCGUCCUGCACACAGCAUGCGCCCCCGAACUUUGUCCCGCGAAUAUCAUUAAAUAAUAUCUCUUAACUGAGUUGUAACCUCACAAGAACAAGAUAUAAGACAGGACGCGUUAAGGUGGAACUAUUCACAACUUCUUGUUUUCACACGGACCUGUGGUAUUCCCAGACAUGGCAACUUGCACGCGGACUGUGUGGAAAGUUUUAACAGGAUGUCAGCGGCAGCUGCUGAGAGCCGGCGGUCCAGCCUACACAGGCUCCUCACAGACUGCACCGAAGAAUCUACCUGUCAGGACUUACGCUGCUGUCAAGGCACUAAAGAAAGACAAGAAACAAGACGCAGCGAAGGACACGAAGAAAGAAAAGAGGGUCAUCGAUGACAAAGACAGACAUAAACCCUUUGGCAAGACAGCUUGGGUGCCAGUAGAUGACGUGUACAUUGUGAGGUACUUUCCCAGGACGACCUAUGGUGUAGAAGACGCCAUCGGCAUGCUAAAGAACUUUCAGAGGUUGGAUUUCACCCCUCACAAUCAGCCUGUCUACAUCGAUCUGAAGCUUAACAUGAAACUGGAGAAAAAGAAAAAAGUGGACCCCUUCGUCAGCACGAUCCACAUACCGCACCGCAUCAAGACAGAGAUGAACAAAGUUUUAGUUUUUACUGAGGAUCCUAAUCAGGUUAACGUUGCCCAGGAGAAUGGAGCUGCGUUUGCUGGAGGAGCAGAGCUCAUACAGGCGAUCUUAGAUGAUGAGAUUUCAGCAGACUUCUUUGUAGCAGUGCCAGAAAUGCUCCCAAAGCUUGUACCGCUGAAAAACAAACUGAGGAAGAGGUUUCCAAAGGGCAACAGAGGCUCAGUCGGCAUCAACAUUCCCAAGAUGUUGGCUUUGUUCAAAACAGGUCAUGAGUACAUGGUGGAGAGUGACUGCUUCAUCAGGACCCAGAUAGCAACGCUCGACAUGCCCAAAGAAAACAUCCUCGCCAACCUGCAAACUAUCCUGAUUGAUGUUUGCUCCCACCGACCAGCCAAUUUGGGUCCUUUCAUUGAGCGGGCGAUAAUCGCCAGUCAGACCAGUGAAGCUCUGUGGUUCAGGAGUGAAGACGUUUUACCGAAACCAGCAGAAGAGAAGGAGUGAACUAAUUCAGAUUGUAUAUAUUCACUGUAUUGAAUAAAGUAUUUGUUCUGAGUUUGGCUCCUGAA
Molecule: messenger RNA, 1212 nt
Organism: Acanthopagrus latus (yellowfin seabream)
Lineage: Eukaryota; Metazoa; Chordata; Actinopteri; Spariformes; Sparidae
Gene: mrpl1
Product: mitochondrial ribosomal protein L1
Exons: 10
Coding region: 188-1147 (319 amino acids)
Source: RefSeq, a predicted model, not a curated record